UUAACCAAUGAGAUGCUUUCUUUACCCAGUCGGUACUUUAACCAAUGAGAUGCUUUCUUUACCCAGUCGGUACUUUAACCAAUGAGAUGCUUUCUUUACCCAGUCUGUAGUUUAACCAAUGAGAUGCUUUCUUUACCCAGUCUGUAGUUUAACCAAUGAGAUGCUUUCUUUACCUAGUCUGUAGUUUAACCAAUGAGAUGCUUUCUUUACCCAGUCUUUACUUUAACCAAUGAGAUGCUUUCUUUACCCAGUCGGUACUUUAACCAAUGAGAUGCUUUCUUUACCCAGUCUUUACUUUAACCAAUGAGAUGCUUUCUUUACCCAGUCUUUACUUUAACCAAUGAGAUGCUUUCUUUACCCAGUCUGUACUUUAACCAAUGAGAUGCUUUCUUUACCCAGUCGGUACUUUAACCAAUGAGAUGCUUUCUUUACCCAGUCGGUACUUUAACCAAUGAGAUGCUUUCUUUACCCAGUCGGUACUUUAACCAAUGAGAUGCUUUCUUUACCCAGUCUGUAGUUUAACCAAUGAGAUGCUUUCUUUACCCAGUCGGUACUUUAACCAAUGAGAUGCUUUCUUUACCCAGUCGGUACUUUAACCAAUGAGAUGCUUUCUUUACCCAGUCGGUACUUUAACCAAUGAGAUGCUUUCUUUACCCAGUCGGUACUUUAACCAAUGAGAUGCUUUCUUUACCCAGUCGGUACUUUAACCAAUGAGAUGCUUUCUUUACCCAGUCGGUACUUUAACCAAUGAGAUGCUUUCUUUACCCAGUCGGUACUUUAACCAAUGAGAUGCUUUCUUUACCCAGUCGGUACUUUAACCAAUGAGAUGCUUUCUUUACCCAGUCGGUACUUUAACCAAUGAGAUGCUUUCUUUACCCAGUCUGUAGUUUAACCAAUGAGAUGCUGUGUUUCAGGUCUGUCGGUACUUUAACCAAUGAGAUGCUGUGUUUCAGGUCUGUCGGUACUUUAACCAAUGAGAUGCUGUGUUUCAGGUUUGUCGGUACUUUAACCAAUGACUUGCUGUGUUUCAGGUCUGUCGGUACUUUAACCAAUGAGAUGCUGUGUUUCAGGUUUGUCGGUACUUUAACCAAUGAGAUGCUGUGUUUCAGGUCUGUCGGUACUUUAACCAAUGAGAUGCUGUGUUUCAGGUUUGUCGGUACUUUAACCAAUGAGAUGCUGUGUUUCAGGUUUGUCGACCGGCUGAAGCGGGACGAUGAAGCGUGCGCUGCAGCACUGCAGAGCGGCCAGAUGUUCCUGUUCCACCGGCUGGCUCCACUGCUGCAACGCACCGAGAGGGGAACCCUCAGACCCAUAGCACGCAGAACCUCAGGCGUGCAGUCGAUCCUGCAGAGACUCGGCUCGGACCCAACCCUGCUGGACCAGUCGGUUCUGAUUGGCUGCUCCCAACAGAACCAGGCUCAGUUCUGUCUGGACGUCGGAGAAGUGGACCAGGAGGUUCUGGAGGAAGAGUGUGGAGGAACCUUCAUCGAUCUGAAGAAGUCUUUCUUUCUCCUCCCGGCAGCAGAGGCUCCUCUGGUCGCCAAGGGUCAGGCUCUGCUGCGCUGGCAUCAAACCAGCGGUUUCUGCAGCGCCACGGGGCGACCCACCCAGCGCAACCGGGCGGGAAGUCAGAGAGUCUGCAGCGACAUCAUCUACUACCCCAAGAUGUCUCCGGUGGUCAUCGCCCUGGUGUCUGAUGGGAAACGGUGUUUGUUAGGCCGACAGGUGUCCUUCCCUCGGGGGAUGUACAGCGCUCUGGCUGGCUUCUGUGACAUGGGGGAGACCCUGGAGGAGGCUCUGAUCAGGGAGCUAGCAGAGGAGGUGGGUUUGGAGCUCCUCAGCGUCUCCUACAGCUCCUCGCAGCAUUGGCCGUUUCCUCACAGCUCCUUCAUGAUUGGCUGCCACGCCACUGUAAGCCCCGCCCACACUCAGCUGUCCGUGGACCAAUCAGAGCUGGAGGAUGCUCGCUGGUUCAGUCUGGAGGAAGUGGUCACCGCCCUGCAGGUGAAGGCCCCGCCCCCGAGAGGCGCCGCUGGCCUAUGGCUGCCUCCCAAACACGCCAUCGCCAACCGCCUCAUCAGAGAGUGGGCGGAGCAACAGAGACUGGACUACAACUGAUCCCAGACUGGACUACAGCUGAUCCCAGACUGAACUACAGCUGAUCCCAGACUGGACUACAGAUGAUCCCAGACUGGACUACAGAUGAUCCCAGACUGAACUACAACUGAUCCCAGACUGAACUACAGAUGAUCCCAGACUGGACUACAGCUGAUCCCAGACUGAACUACAGCUGAUCCCAGACUGGACUACAGAUGAUCCCAGACUGGACUACAGAUGAUCCCAGACUGGACUACAACUGAUCCCAGACUGAACUACAGAUGAUCCCAGACUGGACUACAACUGAUCCCAGACUGAACUACAGAUGAUCCCAGACUGAACUACAACUGAUCCCAGACUGGACUACAACUGAUCCCAGACUGGACUACAGCUGAUCCCAGACUGGACUACAGAUGAUCCCAGACUGGACUACAACUGAUCCCAGACUGAACUACAGAUGAUCCCAGACUGGACUACAACUGAUCCCAGACUGGACUACAGAUGAUCCCAGACUGGACUACAACUGAUCCCAGACUGAACUACAACUGAUCCCAGACUGGACUACAGCUGAUCCCAGACUGGACUACAACUGAUCCCAGACUGAACUACAGCUGAUCCCAGACUGGACUACAACUGAUCCCAGACUGAACUACAGAUGAUCCCAGACUGGACUACAACUGAUCCCAGACUGGACUACAGAUGAUCCCAGACUGGACUACAGAUGAUCCCAGACUGGACUACAGAUGAUCCCAGACUGGACUACAACUGAUCCCAGACUGAACUACAACUGAUCCCAGACUGGACUACAACUGAUCCCAGACUGGACUACAGAUGAUCCCAGACUGGACUACAACUGAUCCCAGACUGAACUACAACUGAUCCCAGACUGGACUACAACUGAUCCCAGACUGGACUACAGAUGAUCCCAGACUGGACUACAACUGAUCCCAGACUGAACUACAACUGAUCCCAGACUGGACUACAACUGAUCCCAGACUGGACUACAGCUGAUCCCAGACUGGACUACAGAUGAUCCCAGACUGGACUACAACUGAUCCCAGACUGAACUACAACUGAUCCCAGACUGGACUACAACUGAUCCCAGACUGGACUACAGAUGAUCCCAGACUGGACUACAACUGAUCCCAGACUGAACUACAACUGAUCCCAGACUGGACUACAGCUGAUCCCAGACUGGACUACAACUGAUCCCAGACUGAACUACAGCUGAUCCCAGACUGGACUACAACUGAUCCCAGACUGAACUACAGAUGAUCCCAGACUGGACUACAACUGAUCCCAGACUGGACUACAGAUGAUCCCAGACUGGACUACAGAUGAUCCCAGACUGGACUACAGAUGAUCCCAGACUGGACUACAACUGAUCCCAGACUGAACUACAACUGAUCCCAGACUGGACUACAACUGAUCCCAGACUGGACUACAGAUGAUCCCAGACUGGACUACAACUGAUCCCAGACUGAACUACAACUGAUCCCAGACUGGACUACAACUGAUCCCAGACUGGACUACAGCUGAUCCCAGACUGGACUACAACUGAUCCCAGACUGAACUACAGCUGAUCCCAGACUGGACUACAACUGAUCCCAGACUGAACUACAGAUGAUCCCAGACUGGACUACAACUGAUCCCAGACUGGACUACAGAUGAUCCCAGACUGGACUACAGAUGAUCCCAGACUGAACUACAGCUGAUCCCAGACUGAACUACAGAUGAUCCCAGACUGAACUACAGAUGAUCCCAGACUGGACUACAACUGAUCCCAGACUGGACUACAACUGAUCCCAGACUGAACUACAGAUGAUCCCAGACUGGACUACAACUGAUCCCAGACUGGACUACAGCUGAUCCCAGACUGAUACAGCUGAUCCCAGACUGAACUACAGAUGAUCCCAGACUGAUACAGCUGAUCCCAGACUGAACUACAACUGAUCCCAGACUGGACUACAACUGAUCCCAGACUGAACUACAGAUGAUCCCAGACUGAUACAGCUGAUCCCAGACUGAACUACAGAUGAUCCCAGACUGAACUACAACUGAUCCCAGACUGGACUACAACUGAUCCCAGACUGAUACAGCUGAUCCCAGACUGAACUACAACUGAUCCCAGACUGGACUACAACUGAUCCCAGACUGAACUACAGAUGAUCCCAGACUGGACUACAGAUGAUCCCAGACUGGACUACAGAUGAUCCCAGACUGGACUACAGAUUAAAAAAUUGCAAUAUAAAAUGUAAUCCGGUAAUCCUCAAUAAUCACUGUAAUCUGAUUACACUUUUUUUUUUAUUGUGUGUGUUGUAAUCUGGGCUGAUUUUAAUUACUUGAUUUUUGUAAUCUGAUUACAUGUAAUCAGUUACUACCCAACCCUGUGUGUUAACCUAUAAAAUAAAAAUAAGUAGAUAAUACUCGCUGUCAAACUAUUAAAAAAAAAAAAAUGUUUAGUGGCGUUCAGGAAUCUGUUCCAAUCAAAAACAUAUUCCUACUUUGUUGUGACUUUCUGUCCCCCUGUAAUCUAACGUACAAACAUCGUGAAAUAUUAUUACAGAAACAAGGUUUUGUUGCAAUAAAAACAUUUAUUUAGA
Molecule: messenger RNA, 4700 nt
Organism: Perca flavescens (yellow perch)
Lineage: Eukaryota; Metazoa; Chordata; Actinopteri; Perciformes; Percidae
Gene: nudt13
Product: nudix (nucleoside diphosphate linked moiety X)-type motif 13
Exons: 8
Coding region: 859-2118 (419 amino acids)
Molecular function (GO): hydrolase activity
Source: RefSeq, a predicted model, not a curated record